Malania oleifera is the source of this 1197-nucleotide messenger RNA. RefSeq names its product NEP1-interacting protein 1. The record is from RefSeq and is a predicted model, not a curated record. Bases 300 to 1028 code for a protein of 242 amino acids. Lineage: Eukaryota; Viridiplantae; Streptophyta; Magnoliopsida; Santalales; Ximeniaceae. The transcript has 5 exons.
CUGGAGAGGCUCGCCAUAAGGUGUUGGGGGAGGGGUAGCUCUCCAGUUUUACCACGCCUCUUUAAUGCAUUGCAUUGCAUUGCAUGUGCUUCUUUCUGAACCUAUAUUACUAGCUGCUUGCUUCCUUUGUUGUUUCACACAUUCCAAAGCCUGCUGAUCCCCACCUUAGUCUUUUUCCUUCCUCUCCUUCAACCCAUCAGUGCUACUGCUAGCAGAAGCAAUUGGGGGGUUUCAGUUUCACACAUCAUAAAAAUACCUAGGCACAUACAUUGCCCAUUCCCAGCUUGCUUUAAUUUUUGAUGAGGUGCAUUUUCCCAAUGACGAAGGAGUGGCUCAUUGGCAUUGAGAAGCUGGUAUUCAGGUACAGAGAGGCUGUUUCUUGCUGGGUUUUUGCCCACUCCCGUGGUCUUGCAACUGGCUUCGUCUUGCAUUUUACCAAAAGAGCUUUUCUAGGUGUACUCACCUGUGUUUUUGCAUUAGGGGGUGCCAUUGUGGGAGCAGUCACAGGAGCCAUUAAAGGCCAGACAACAGAAACUGGGUUUUGUCGAGGGGCUGGGAUAGGGGCACUGGCAGGGGCCAUCACCGCCGUUCAGCUGCUGGAAUCCAUGGUCAAUGGCGAGUCACUAUCCAAGGUUGCCCUUUUACUUAGCCUGAUGAAUGGAAGGGCCUUCAUUGAGUGGGUCAUUCCUGCAGUACUAAAAGCUUAUCAGUGGCAAGUUAGCACCACUGAAACAAGUUAUGGAGUAGUAUCCGACAUAUAUGACAUAGCUGGUCUGAAAGGGCUGUCACCAACUUCCAUUAAAAAGCUCUCCCAAUAUAAAUUCCAUUACGGCAAGAUUAUCAAACCUCACGACAAAAUCUCUUGCGCAAUCUGCUUACAGGACUUCAAUAACGGAGACUCUGCAAGGAAGCUUCCCAGUUGCAGCCACUUCUUCCAUUUGGACUGCAUAGAUGCAUGGCUAAUCCGACAUGGCUCUUGCCCUAUGUGUAGGACAGAGGUUUGUAAAGUUACCAAUCAGCCACUAUAGAGCAUAACUUCCAACUCAUCAAUUUGAAAAAAGUGAGCUGUUUGUGACACUGCUUAUAGUUGUUUCAAAUGCUAGUGAGUAGCAUUUUUCCCCACAAAUGCCAAUUUGGUCUUGGCAAAAUCUUGCUUAUGAAUGGUGACUACUGUGCAAAGAUUGAGGGGAGUUGUGC